GUACAAGUCGAAUUUCACAUCUAGUGUCGAGUACGGUGCGCUGGUCGCUCCCAGACUCGUUGUGAUAUCGUGAAAGAAGUUCCUGAACCUUACUAAGCGAAACCAACAUAUAUCGAAAUCAACCCUGUGGCCAUCGGACAGUCUGUGCGAAUAAUCCUCCACCAAAUGCUCGAGAGGUCUUCACUUCACCGAGCGGUCUGAAUUGAUCUCCGAUUCUGGAAGAUCGAUUCGACUCGUGAUGCUGCCUACGCGUGCGAGUGCGGCGCGACCCGAGUCUGGCCUAAAUCGUUCAUCCCAUCCCCCGUUGGUUAUCGUGAGAGCUAACCGCUCACCAUGAGUAUAAUGUUGUUGAAGAAGAAGAAGUACCGAUUCCAGGUCGAUUGCACAGUUGAGGAGCUUACGGCUGUGCCGUAUGUCAAUGCCAUCCUUUUUGCAAAGUUACGGCUCCUCGAAGGCGGGACCUUCUCGGAAGAGAGUCCUCGUAUCGAUGUGCGAGAUCAUUCCGUGAGAUGGCACAAAACGUUUUCCUUUCAAUGCCGAAUGACCGCGAACGCUUCGACGACGGUGUUGGACGCUUGUCAUUGUCGAAUUUCGAUCCGGAAAGAAGCCCAGGGAGGCAGAAGUUGUGAGAAGCUGGGCUUUGUUGACCUCAACCUGGCGAGCUUUGCGGGCCAAGGCGCAACCAGUCAGAGAUUCCUACUCGAAGGCUAUCGGCAAAACCAUCGACUCGACAACUCGAUCCUGCAGGUAACGGUGAACAUGACACUGCUGGUCGGUGAUCCGUGUUUCAAAACAUCGAGUAAGAGCACCGUCAGCGAGGGGGACGGCCUGGGCGCCGUUAGCUCCAAUCCUCCGCAGGACGGAGGGAGCCCUUCACCGGACUCGUCUCCCAUGCAACCAUGCAGGGUCAUGGUGCCCACCGACGUCGACUACAGCAGUUUACCUAGACGACAGCCCCAUCCAGACGGUGGUAGCAGCGGCGGAAGCAGCGCUGAGACACCUCCUCCAAUUAACCAGAAUCCUCUGCUGGAUAGAGCUGAUAGCUGUUCUCUCGCUGCCACAGAGUCGGGAGCUGGUCUCUCCGGCGACUGUGGCAACUGUGGGAGCAGCGGAUGCCUUGCUGGACAAGGCGUUCACCAAAGACAAGGAAGCGAUAGCGCCCACCUGCGGACUCAUUUCGACAGCGGAUCAUUGAAAGACCGGAGUAAACGAAGCAGCCACAAGAACGCUCUGAACAUCGUGGAAGAAGGAAACUCGAAGAUGGAUUCGACUCGAGAAGAUCCCAAUUACCUUAUCAACCUUCUGCUCUCGACAAAGCUCUCACCGUCGUUGGGGGGAGGGGAGCUCCUGUGCCCGUCUCCGUUGGGAGCAUUGAGCAGUGGGCCUGAUUCGGGGGUCGGGAUCGAUAACGACACCGAGACCGAGAGCGGACUCCGGCAAUUCAUCCCAGCCCUGACUUCAAAAGAUUAUCAUUAGGUUCCGAAUCGUCUUGUAUCAGGGAAAACUUUUUUCGUCCGAGCAGGGAGGAUCAGGUCUCUACGACCAAUUGGAAAGUUCCUUCGAGAUUGAAAUGGGUUGUAAACUUUGAACGCAAAGGAGCACAAAUUCCUGGAUCAGAAUCACGAAUCUCCGUCAGGGCUCGUAGAGCAGGAAACCACCGAGUGGAGGUCCAAGGGCGACAGAGAGCGAGGAGAUCGGGCUGCAAGAGUGCGUGAUACUCUACACCCUUACAAUCGAACGAUCAAAUCCGCAAAUGCCUACAUGUCGAUGUCCCGAAAAGCAGAAGCCAUUCCGAUGAAUUGCGAGCUGAUACACUGAGACCGAGCAGAAUGUCAGCGCCUGAUCUUUAGAAGGACUUAGAUGUCUUUUCGUGUUUUGAGCCAGUUUCGCGGAAAGUCGAGUUUGUAAAUUAAGCCCCGCAGAUGGAAGGAUUACAGUAUUCGAUGUUGACGGUGAUCAAGAUG
This is a messenger RNA of Galendromus occidentalis (western predatory mite), 1964 nucleotides long. Its product is annotated as protein FAM102A. Bases 334 to 1476 code for a protein of 380 amino acids. The record is from RefSeq and is a predicted model, not a curated record. NCBI's taxonomy places the organism in Eukaryota, Metazoa, Arthropoda, Arachnida, Mesostigmata, Phytoseiidae. The transcript has 5 exons.